This is a messenger RNA of Solanum dulcamara, 1700 nucleotides long. Its product is annotated as probable calcium-binding protein CML15. NCBI's taxonomy places the organism in Eukaryota, Viridiplantae, Streptophyta, Magnoliopsida, Solanales, Solanaceae. Gene Ontology annotation, molecular function: calcium ion binding; enzyme regulator activity. Bases 1008 to 1520 code for a protein of 170 amino acids. The record is from RefSeq and is a predicted model, not a curated record. The transcript has a single exon.
ACAAGCCCGCUUUGAUUUGGGCUUAAAAUGUGAUACUAUUAUAAUAUGGUUAUUUGUGUAAACCUCGAUUAUUGCUAAAUGUGCUAGUUUAAAAGCAGUGUCAUUUGUAAGUUGUUUGAAGCAAUUGAUAAAUAUUAUGCUCAGUUGCUAGUUGCUACUCUACUGCAAUUUUCCCUUGGGAACGCUAUUUGUUAUUCAGUAGUGAGAAUGAUCAACAAAUAAGAUUCUGAGAAUGACCAACUUUCAAAGCAGUUGCUACAUAAUCUUUGUGACGAUUUCAAAGCAGAUCAACGACUUGUUGGAAUUUUAUUUGAUAUAUAUAUUCUUCGUGAUUUUAUCUAAUACAUUUGAUAAAGUCUGGGAUUGUAUCUGAUACUGAUACAUCCCUCUGUCACGAUUUCAAAGAAGUAUGUAUCUUGUAUCUACCCAUCAAAGACUUUUCUAAUUUUCACCAUUUUAAACCAUGAUUAUAUCUGAAAUACAUCCGUCGAAUACAAUUUGUUUCUAGCAUCUCUUUCCUCUCUCACCCAUCUCUCUCAAACUAUUGCUAGUUAUUUCUCACAAUUAUGGAUCAAACUAUAAUUAUCUAUGAAAAUUCUUUUAUGUAAUUAUAUAACAUGUUCUAGCUAAUCUCUUUGGUGAAAAGUAGGAGCACAAGGAUUAAGUCCAAUAGUGAAAUGGGCCACCACGUAUGGACACAAUUUGACUUAAAAGAAAAUUCAAAGAACUGACCUAGGAAGGUUCAGUUGAUUCUUGAAUGAUACAUUGAACGACAUCCUUCCAUACUAAAAAACAAAUUAAAAUCCACCGACUCCCAUUUUUUAACUUAAAAAAAUUCAUUACAUGGAACCCAUAUAUAGCCUCCCAAAUCCAAUUAUAGAGUGACUCAUCUCUCUUCAACAGUGCCUAAAACUCCUUUCAUUACCAUCAAUUUUUCUCUCUUUUCCUUUUUGGUAUCCUCUUUUUUCAUUUCUUGUAAUACUAACACCAAAAACAUAUAAUCCAAAAUGAUGAACAAAAGAGGAAAACAAAUAAUGUCAAGGCUUCAAGUUGAUCAACUUGACCAAUUAAGGGACAUAUUUUCAAGAUUCGACAUGAAUGAUGAUGGUAGCCUUACUCAUUUAGAGCUAGCCGCACUAUUACGUUCAUUGGGACUAAAGCCCAAUGGGGACCAAAUCCAUGUUUUGUUAGCUAAUAUGGAUUCUAAUGGAAAUGGGGCUGUGGAAUUCGAUGAACUUGUCAAUGCAAUUAUGCCUGAUUUGAUUAAUGAACAAGUAUUGGUAAAUCAGGGGCAGCUUUUGGAAGUUUUUCGAUCGUUCGAUCGCGAUGGAAAUGGGUACAUUACAUUGGCUGAGCUGGCAGGAUCAAUGGCUAAAAUGGGGCAGCCAUUGUCGUAUCGCGAACUAACUGAGAUGAUCAAAGAAGCUGAUGUUGAUGGAGAUGGUGUAAUUAGUUUUAAUGAAUUUGCAACUGUUAUGGCAAGGUCUGCUGCCGAAUUUCUUGGAAUUUCUGUUUUAUAGUCUUAUGAACUGAGGUCGAUUGUUCAUUAUUUGUAUCCAUCAGCUGUACAAAAUUUAUAAUUUUUUGCUGAUUAUCCUAAUUUCUGAAUAGUUCUGGGCUCUGCUUUGAAUCGAUUCAUGGGAUAUUUUAGACUUUGUUUUAUUUUAAGCUUAGCUAAAACAUUGCUUUCCUUGCGGAGA